Helobdella robusta is the source of this 1929-nucleotide messenger RNA. RefSeq lists its product as hypothetical. The annotation marks the transcript as partial. Gene Ontology annotation, cellular component: endoplasmic reticulum; membrane. NCBI's taxonomy places the organism in Eukaryota, Metazoa, Annelida, Clitellata, Rhynchobdellida, Glossiphoniidae. The record is from RefSeq and is a predicted model, not a curated record. Gene Ontology annotation, molecular function: long-chain fatty acid-CoA ligase activity. The transcript has 16 exons.
CUAUUCACAUGGAAAGCCGACCAGGCGGUGAAGAUCCGGCUGGGAGAUGUGAGUCCGACCGACAUGGAACCGAUCUCCAUAGUCACAGCCUUCAGGAGGACCGUAGAGAAACACGGGGAAAGAGAUGCUUUGUGCCAUAAGGAGAAUGGUGCUUGGGUGAAGAUGACUUACAAUCAGUACUACACAGUUGUCCUGAAGAUGGCGAAAAUAUUUAUCAGGUUAGGUCUCGAAAGCCACCAUGGCGUCGGCAUCAUCGGCUUCAAUUCGCCAGAAUGGUUCAUCUCCAAUUUUGCAGCCAUCUUUGCUGGCGGCAUUUCAUGCGGGAUAUACACAACGAAUUCUGCCGAGUUGUGUUUAUACGUAGCCAAUAGCGCUAACUGUCAGAUCAUCGUAGUGGAAAAUGACAUUCAACUCCAGAAAUUUCUCUCAGUUUCUGACCAGCUGACGGAUGUGAGGGCCAUCAUUCAGUACAAAGGGCAGCUGAAGGAGAAAUACGAUAAUGUUUACCUGUGGAGCGAGUUAAUGAAAAUGGAGCUAAGCGAAGAGGAUGAUGAGGCGCUCAACAAUCGAAUAAAAAAUAUCGCUCCAAAUAAGUGCUGUAGUCUUAUAUACACGUCAGGUACAACUGGACCACCAAAAGGAGCCAUGUUGAGCCAUGAUAAUUUGACAUGGUCAGCGCGAGUCCUCUCGAUUUCGGAGGGGACCAGUUGCGAAGAGGUGGGAGUGACCUACCUACCACUGAGCCACAUCGCCGCCCAGAUGAUCGACAUCUACAGCAGCCUCAUCGUCGGCUCCUCCGUCUACUUCGCUCAGCCCGACGCUCUCAAAGGCACCUUGAAAGACACCAUAAAAGAAGUACGGCCGACAAUUUUCAUGGGUGUGCCGCGGGUUUGGGAGAAGAUGCACGAGGCGAUGUUGGUGGUGGGCCGCAAAAAUGGAGUCUUCAAGAGGAACGUCAUCAAGAUGGCGAAGAAAGUCGGACUGUGGAAAGCCCACGGGAACUGCUGCACAAGCUGCAUGUACGGCCUUGCCAACAAGUUGGUCUUCACGAAGGUCAAAGAGGCACUGGGCUUCAACAGAUGCCACUUUCUGAUCACUGGAGCUGCUCCAAUCAUGAAGGAAACCAUGGAGUUCUUCUACAGCCUCAACCUGCCGAUCAGAGAAGCCUACGGCCUUAGCGAAUGCACCGCGGCUCACACAUUAACGCCGAAGAAUCAUUUGAUAUUGGGAAGUGUGGGCAUGGCUUACUCAGGUGUGCAAACUUAUCUGGACAAUCCUGAUAGUGAUGGGUGUGGAGAGGUGUGCAUGGUUGGACGUCACGUCUUCAUGGGCUACCUGAACGAGGAGGCAAAAACGCGGGAAACCUUGGAUGCUGAAGGCAGGCUGCACACUGGAGAUAUCGGAAAGAUGGACGGAAGAGGGUGUCUCUUCAUCACUGGAAGAAUUAAAGAACUUAUAAUAACAUCUGGGGGCGAGAAUGUAGCCCCGGUGCCGAUCGAAGAGAGGGUGAAAGAGACGUUGAAGUGUGUGAGCAACUGCAUGUUGUUGGGCGAUAGGAGGAGGUUUCUAUCGUUGCUCAUCACUUUUAAGUGUGAAGUGAACUUGGACACGUUGGAGCCACUGGACCAAUUGUCCCAACCCGCCAUAGAUUGGUGUCAUUCCAUUGGCUCGGAGGCCAAAUACGUCAAGGAUGUCCUAGAUAACAAAGACGAAAAGGUCAAGAAGGCAAUUGACGAUGGUAGAAUUGCUCAAGUAAACUUGCAAGCACCUUCAAACGCUCAAAAAAUUCAAAAAUGGACCAUUCUGCCUGCGGAUUUCUCAAUCCCCGGUGGUGAAUUGGGACCAACGUUGAAGUUGAAACGGCCCGACGUCCUCAAAAAGUACGGCGAUCUCAUUGAAAAAUUUUAUUCCUUCCCCGGCGAAAAUUGA